This is a messenger RNA of Solanum pennellii, 1107 nucleotides long. RefSeq names its product WAT1-related protein At1g09380-like. The record is from RefSeq and is a predicted model, not a curated record. Gene Ontology annotation, cellular component: plasma membrane. The transcript is spliced from 7 exons. NCBI's taxonomy places the organism in Eukaryota, Viridiplantae, Streptophyta, Magnoliopsida, Solanales, Solanaceae. Gene Ontology annotation, molecular function: transmembrane transporter activity. Bases 1 to 1107 code for a protein of 368 amino acids.
AUGGAAAAAAUGGGUAAAGAUGUAUUGCCAUUGUUGUUAAUGGUGAUAGUUCAAUUAGGUUAUGCAGGCACAGCUAUUAUAUCAAAGCUUGUAAUGGAUGAAGGCAUGGACCCUUAUGUUCAUUUAUCCUAUAGACAAAUUUUGGCCACCAUUUCUAUUGCACCUUUUGCUUACUUUUUCGAGAGGAAAACAAGGCCUAAGUUGACACCAUUUAGCCUUUUCCUAAUUUUCUUAUGUUCUGUUUUGGGGGUAACAGCAAUGCAAAUGACUUGUAUUAUAGGAUUAAGAAAUUCAACAGCAACUAUUACAUCAGCUAUGGCUAAUUUAAUUCCAGCAAAUACAUUUCUUCUUGCCCUCAUUUGCAGGCUUGAAAAACUAGGACUAAAAACUAAAGCAGGACAAGCCAAAAUGAUGGGAACAAUAAUGUGCAUUGGUGGAGCUAUGUUGUUAUCAUUAUAUCAUGGAAAAGUUGUGAUUGGAAAAUUAGGAUUUCAUUGGAAAUAUUCACAACAUAAUAACACAAGCAAAAAUAAUAGUCAUGGCAACUUCUUCAAUGGACCUUUUCUAGUCAUAAUUAGCACUAUGGUUUACUCUUUAUGGUUAAUCAUACAACCAAGUGUUAAUAUGAGGUAUGCAGCUCCAUAUACAAGCACAACAUUGAUGUUCUUCAUGGCAAGCUUGGAGUGUGUAAUUGUUGCAAUUUGUGUUAAUCAUGAUGACAAAACUGCCUGGUCUUUGAACCCCAUAAGAGCUAUUUCUGUUCUUUACAAUGGAAUUGUGAGCUCAGCACUAGCAUUAUAUUUGGUUACAUGGUGUAUCAAAAGAAAAGGACCUUUAUAUGUCUCUAUGUUCCUUCCCUUGCAAUUAAUAUUUUCUGCCUUUCUCAGUUGGACAUUGCUUGGUGAAAAGUUAUACAUUGGAACAUUUAUUGGUUCAAUUACGACCAUUAUCGGACUCUAUAGUUUUUUAUGGGGGAAGAAAAAAGAUAUGAACGAUAACACAGUGCAUGUUAAGGAGGAAGUAUCGAAGGAGAAGAGACAGUUGACUAAUUUUGACUCGGAAUUGCAAAUAUCGAAAAAUUCAGAUAUAUAUUCAAAUUCGAGAUAA